AUGGCUCCUCCAAUUUUUUUUCUGCUUUUGCUCAUAGGCAUCCAAGCAUUUGUGGCAAGCGGGUGCUUCGAGACCGAGAGAAAUGCAUUGCUAGCUUUCAAAGCAGAUCUAAUCGAUCCUCGCAACCGCUUAGCCUCGUGGAAAAGCCAAAACUGCUGUGCAUGGAAGGGAGUCGUUUGUAGCAAUACAACCGGUCACAUUUUGAAGCUCAACCUGCGAAACUCCUACGACAAAAUUGAUUACUUUCCUUAUGGUAAAAGACCGUCAGGAUUGGGUGGUAAGAUUAGUCCAUCUUUGCUUCUCUUAAAUCAUUUGGAGCACUUAGAUCUCAAUUUGAACAAUUUCAGUGAGAUUCGCAUCCCAGAAUACUUUGGUUCUUUAAAAAAAUUGAGGUAUCUUAACCUCUCUGGAGCUUGUUUCAAUUCAAUGGUGCCUUCUCAACUUGGAAAUCUCUCAAAACUUCGUUAUCUCGACCUCAAGUCUUUUGAUUGUGAUGUUUACAAUAUGGGAGUAGAUAACUUCUGGUGGCUUGCCCGUCUGACUUCUUUGCAUUAUUUGGAUUUAAGUUUUGUUAACAUGAGUUCCACUACAUAUUGGUUACAAGCAAUAAACAUGCUGCCAUUGUUGAAAUAUCUUGAUAUGAGCAUGACUAGUCUUCCCACAAUUCCCAUUUCCCUACCAUAUCUCAACAUUACAACUCUUGGAGUCCUCAAAAUUGCAGGCAACAACAUCAACUCUACCUUGCCUAGAUGGCUAUGGAAUCUUACUAGCAUCACUCAUCUUGACCUUUCCCUCAAUGAGUUUCAUGGCUUUAUUCCUGAUGAAUUGAGUUGCCUGAAGACCUUAAAUGUUCUUUCUUUAGGAUCUAACAAUUUCGAAGGCUUGUCACCAAAAGCAUUUACUAAUCUUUGUAGCUUAAAUACUUUGGAUUUGAGUGGAGUUGGUUUUAGUGGAGAAAUAAAUAAAUGGGUAGAGAGAUUACCGAGCUGCAUGCAACAAAAUUUACAAAUUUUGUAUUGUCGGAAAAACGAGUUAAGCGGUAAUUUAUCAGGUUGGCUGGAGAACAUGACUAGCCUAACUGAAAUAGACCUCACUGGAAACUCACUAAAUGGGACCAUCCCACUUGGGGUUUGGAGGCUUACUAACUUAACUAGAUUAUAUCUCCAAAGUAAUUUCUUCGAGGGCGCUAUAUCAGAAAUCCAACUUUCUCACUUGCAGAGGCUAAAAUGGUUAGACCUUGCAGAUAACUCCUUUAACGUGCAAAUAAGUCAUGAUUGGAUUCCUCCUUUUCAACUAAAAACACUUCACUUGGCUUCUUGCAAUCUGGGACCUAAAUUUCCUACUUGGCUUCAAGGACAGACACAACUAGAAGAACUUGGCUUAUCAAAAAAUGGAAUUGUUGAUACCCUUCCCAAUUGGCUUUGGAAUAUGUCCAGGUCCUUAGCUUAUGUACAUAUUUCCAAUAAUCAAAUCAAAGGAAAAUUACCAUUGACACUGGAUCAUGUCAUGCUACUAUAUUUAAAUUUGAGCUCAAGCCAACUUGAAGGCCCAUUGCCAGCUCUCCCGCAAACUCUUUCUGUCUUGGAUUUGUCCAACAAUUUUUUUGUGGGACCGAUACUGAACGCUACGUUAUUAAGGUUACAAUAUUUGCUUCUUUCUAAUAAUAGUUUCGACGGCAACCUACCAUUCGCUUUAUGUGAAUCAACUUCAUUGCAAGUUCUCGAUAUAUCGAACAACAAGCUAUCAGGAGAAAUUCCUUCGUGUCUAGGGAUGUUGCAAGAUCAACUUCUUGUUCUUGAUAUGAUGAGCAAUACUUUAUCUGGAAAUGUUCCUACCUCCCUCGGCAAACUACGUGCUCUUUCGAUACUGGAUUUAAGCAAUAAUCGCUUGUCGGGGGAAAUUCCUUCUUCUUUGCAAUAUUGUCGACAGUUAGUUAAUCUUAACCUUGGAAAUAAUAAUUUUUCUGGAACAAUACCUAAAUGGAUAGGGGAAAGCUUAUUGGUUCUCAUGGUGCUCAUCUUGCGCUCAAAUGGGUUUUCAGGUAGCAUCCCAUCGCAAAUCACACAACUUGGAUAUCUACGAGUCUUAGAUCUUUCUCACAACAACUUAUCUGGAACUAUACCCGGAUCUAUUGGAAAAUUAAGUUGGAAAAAAGGAGUUCCUACAGAUCACAUGCUAUUUUUUCGAUAUGGAAGCUUUGAUGUCUUAGCUGGCACUGCAUAUUUAGUUGUAAAAGGAGAGGCACGGGAAUAUUCGAAACUUCUUUAUCUUGUCGAAAGCAUUGACCUUUCCUGUAAUAAUCUCUAUGGAGAGAUCCCUGAUGAGAUAGGAGAUUUACAGGCACUGCAAAAUCUAAACUUAUCCAUGAAUCAUUUGACAGGACAUAUUCCAGAUCAAAUCGGCAAGAUGCAUGAAUUGGAAUCACUUGAUGUAGCAAUAAACAAGCUUUCUGGGACUAUUCCACAAAGUCUUGCUACACUGAAUUAUUUGAGCAGUUUAAAUGUGUCGUAUAAUAAUCUGUCGGGAAAAAUUCCAUCAGGAAAUCAAAUGCAGACUCUCAACGAUCCAUCUAUAUAUAUUGGCAAUCCAUAUCUUUGCGGGUCACCAACUACGCAGAGUUGCUCCACUAAUGAAACAACUAUUGUUUUUGGCAAAGAGUCGCAUGACCGGUUUGAAAGAUUAGGGCUAUACAUUAGCGUGGUGUUAGGAUUUAUAAUAGGAUUUUGGAUUUUUUUUGGCGCUCUUUUGUUAAGUAGAUCAUUUAGAAAUACUUAUUUCUCUGCGAUCGACCGUACGUAUGAUAGGCUUUAUGUUGCUGUUGCAUUAACACUCAUUAGAUUAAGAAGGAGAUGUGGGGAAAUGUAAUUUGAGUGAGUAAAUUGCAAUACUAGUCCCUGAACUUUUGGCAAGUUCCAUUUUGCUCCUUAAACUUUUAUGCUCGGCAAUAAAACCCUAAACUUUUUAUA
This is a messenger RNA of Ananas comosus (pineapple), 2966 nucleotides long. Its product is annotated as LRR receptor-like serine/threonine-protein kinase GSO2. The transcript has a single exon. The coding region runs from base 1 to 2865 and encodes 954 amino acids. The record is from RefSeq and is a predicted model, not a curated record. Gene Ontology annotation, molecular function: protein binding. NCBI's taxonomy places the organism in Eukaryota, Viridiplantae, Streptophyta, Magnoliopsida, Poales, Bromeliaceae.